This is a messenger RNA of Puccinia graminis f. sp. tritici CRL 75-36-700-3, 3561 nucleotides long. RefSeq lists its product as uncharacterized. The transcript has 5 exons. Lineage: Eukaryota; Fungi; Basidiomycota; Pucciniomycetes; Pucciniales; Pucciniaceae. Bases 1 to 3561 code for a protein of 1186 amino acids. The record is from RefSeq and is a predicted model, not a curated record.
AUGAUGGAUCGAUUAAUUGGCCACAUGUCUUUCCUUCCUUCCUCAGAUUCACUAUGCUUGGGCUGGUUCAUCUGUCUUGCUAUCUUCGGCCUUGCACAUUAUACCAACCCUUCGGAAAAAUCUUUCAAGCGCUUCCUGGAUCAGCUCCCAAUUUCUACCCAACAGAACUCUCUCCAGCAGAUCGACAACUGCCACAACCACCAAAAUCCUACUUCCCCUGUCAGGGCCAAGAAUAAAACCCAACAGAACACUCCAAAACAGAGCCCAGGCCAGCGGAAUUCGAAAAAUCUGUCUAGUCGAACCCCGUUAACUUCUGCCUCCAAACUAUCAUUUUCUUUGCGCACGUCCCAUUACAACCGGCACAACCUCUUGCUCUGUACACUCAUCUCGAUCGAUCACUCUCAACACUCAGUCUAUAAUAUUUCCUCCAACCCGCUCGCUGCAGACGGCUACCCACAACUGGAAUGGUUUCUGGGAUGCUUUGAUACCUGGUUCUCCCUCCAACGCCACAUCUCACCUGCUCUACAUUCACUCUCGAUCGUCUCAUCUUUUCAAUCUUUGAAAUUGUUAUGGAAUCAAUGGGCACUCAAAAUUCCAGGCACUGCUCUCUUCCCGCCCCCUCCGACGGAUGAGCUCUUCUCUUCUCUCCAAGAUCUUCCCGCUCUCGUCAAGGAAAGAAAGAAAAAGCCUCACCGGACACCAAAACUGAAUACUCUAUCCCAGACCUCUGCCCAUUUAGAUCAUUUUACGGAAUGCUCACCUUCACAAGACUCUUUCACCUCGAGCUCCUCAGGAUCUGAGCACGAUUGUUAUACCAAUCAAGUUUCAGCACCUUCUUCUCCUCGUACCCCUGCGAGAGUGUCUACUACACCAUGUCCAACCACAGGCGUACCCCCGGGCAACGUAAGACAACAUGCCAGAUCAUCAAACCGCAUCACCCCAACCGACGAAAUGGUAGUAUCAUUGACGCUCAACACUAAACUUAUCCCUGAUAUUUCCGGCCCAAAAAAUACCCCUGCAUGUGUCAAUAUGCUUGCAAGCUCAGAGCCGACAUCAUCAUCAAAUCAUCUACCUGCUGAAUCAUCUCAGACACUGCCCUAUCAUACAUAUUCAAAAGAAGACUUGGGUCAAGGUCUUGGAAGUGAUUCACCCAAACUAUCAUCGGAGCGCUUUCAACAGCGAGCCGAAAAUGACCUCAAGCCUUUGUCUCACGAUCUGGAAAAUCAACUCAAAGAACUCGACUACAAACGCAGUCAGGAGGACCUCAACAAGAUCCAUUAUCAAUCAAGCCUCAAGCAUCUGAGUGAGAUAAAGGAUCUGAAGGAGUUUAAACAAAGAAAUCUAGAUGAAAAGCUCAAGCAAUCCAAAUCGGCCCAUAGUAAACUUGCUAAGCAAUCUGCUAAGGUACAAGAAGAUCUAGCAGCCAUCCAGAACAAAGUGACCUCGAUUCAAUCCAAGUUUACAAAGGAUGCCCAACAGAUCAAGAAGGAAGGAGAAAGACUGAAGACUGCAAUCAGACACAGCAAGACCGAGCUAGACCAGCUCUCCAAAGCUAAUGAAGUCAAAACGGCCAAGAAGAAAGACUUGAAGGAAAAACUGGCCACCCGUCAGGCCGAGCUGAGCCAGAAACGUGAACUGAGCAAGCGGAAUAGUCCGGACAGCACACUUGACCAAGCAUCUGCCGCAGACCGGAACCCGAUCCUCCUCCAAGACUCAGAGGCUCGAAAAUCCGUGCCGGUGCGUCCACACCCUUCCCAGUGUUCCACACCACCUCCAACUCUCCUGAGUGAAGUCGAAAACCUUGCGAGCAAACCUUCGAAGAGUUCGGCUACUACCACUUCCAGCUCAAUGUGGCCACCACCCCAAGAUUCUUUCACACCUCAAUCCGAUAAUAAUGCGGUAGUCCCGAUGUUGUUUCAUGACUUCACCCAUAACAAUCACAUUCUUGACGAUGCGUGGGCCCCAGAUCCUUGGUCAGAAACCCUCCAACAGAAUAAAAUCCGUGAAACCUUCAUCAGCUUGCCCAACCUGGAGCGAAGUGCCCUGAAAGAUCACCUUCCAGUCAUUCGAGCGCUAGAUACGUUUCCCCCUCAUCCUCCACUUCCUCCGUCUCCACUGACAGAGGAGUUUUUCAACUACCGUCAAGAAGUUCUGCCUCCCACUAUCGCCCACACUUCUGAGUGGACUCGGCCAGUCUCCAGCCAGGCUCCAUCGCCCUUCGGUGCUAUUGGCCAACAAGGAUCGCCUCCUCGCGUUUCUCCCGUCGUUCACCCAUCACCUUUCCGCUUCCCUGACUCUUCCGCUCCCAUGCCUUCCCUGAUUUGCAGCGGACUAUUGGUCGGCACUGGCGGCAAAAGGCAAGAGAACUUCUCUAGAACUAGUAGCUCGAGCUCCCUAUCUCAAAUGCCAGGAUAUUGCUCGAUCCGAUCCUCGCCUGCCUCACCCUACCCUCCCAUUGGAACCCCUUCCCAUUCAAUCCACAAGAGACUCAAUGAGCUUCAAGAGAGCUCAGGCGAAUCAAUUGAGGAUUGCACAUUUGGUGGAUCUCAUCAUGAGGCGAACAGUGCGGAAGUUGAUUUUGUUCACGGCGGCGUACUGAGCCUGAACACCAGUUCAAGACGUCUGAAGUCAUCUAAUAUUCCCACUAUUGGACUGGCGGGGCGAGAGACUGGUGAAGGAAUCUUCCCGACUGAGACGAUUGCGGAGGAAGGGCCUUCGAGCUUCAGGAAACACCACAGCACCCAAAGCUUGGGUGGCAAUUCUCCACCUGAAGGCAGCGGCCUCAACUCCAUCUUUGAUGUCGCUCCGGAGACUGUCUGGCCUCCGACAGCCCAUUCACAGAGGCCACCCGCCACCGGUACGACGCUCAAUCCGUCUGCCAAAGCGUUCACCUUUUCUGCCGCUAGACCCCCCUCUGUCGCUCGCCCCUGCCCAACGUCCUCCGCCGGCCCGCAACGAGCUCGCGGGUACAGCCAGUCCACUAUCCCCUCCUCUGGCCCCUGCUCGAUAAGGCAAUCGGGCCAUGAGACGAAAGCCGAGUCGGCCGAGCAGGCCAAACUGCGGAAGUCGCUCCAUCGCAGCUCUUGGUCAGUCGUUGUUGGCCUCAAAGCCACGGCGGCGGGUCCUUCUCGAGAUUCGAGCGUGACGAGAGAGACAACCAGCUUGAGGCCUAAGGAGAAAGGCCGCAUCAGCGAGUCUCCUCGGGGACGUGUGAAUUCGGAGAAGAGCGUCUCCUCCGGGACACAUGAGAACACGGACAGCUCAGGCAGCAAGUCGUUGGGUGCCCCGAAACUGACCGGGUCACCCUCCGAGCUGGCGUCUGCCUCUUCGCCGGGCCACGCCCUCCCGGCCGAGUUCACCAAGGCGGCAUGUGCGGGCCUCUUCGGGCCGAUCGGCGACUCCAAGUCCAAGAAGUCCCCUUCCACCCAGUCGUCUCCUUCCAUCCCACCCCUCGUCACAAGCCUCUCGGAUUCCCCUUCCCUACAGCCGUUUGUCUCCCAUCGUGCGGGCUGGAACGGCGCUCAGAUCUUGAACUCUCUAGGCAAAGCUGAUGGGCUUUAA